Colias croceus (clouded yellow) is the source of this 2626-nucleotide messenger RNA. Its product is annotated as OTU domain-containing protein 7B-like. The transcript is spliced from 10 exons. Gene Ontology annotation, biological process: protein K11-linked deubiquitination; protein K63-linked deubiquitination; protein deubiquitination involved in ubiquitin-dependent protein catabolic process. NCBI's taxonomy places the organism in Eukaryota, Metazoa, Arthropoda, Insecta, Lepidoptera, Pieridae. Gene Ontology annotation, molecular function: K63-linked polyubiquitin modification-dependent protein binding; zinc ion binding; cysteine-type deubiquitinase activity. The record is from RefSeq and is a predicted model, not a curated record. Bases 190 to 1920 code for a protein of 576 amino acids. Gene Ontology annotation, cellular component: cytoplasm; nucleus.
UCAAUGGUUUUCAUGUCUCGCGGAAAGAGAGUGGUGUAUUUGUAAAUAUUACAAAAAAAAAAUUGUAAUUUGUAACUACUAUAUUCGCUGUAACAAACUUAACAAAGUGCAGUUUAAGUGUGUUUUAUACGAGUUUUAUGGAUACAAAUUAAUAAAUAAGGAUUUUUGAGCCCAUCAAGGGUCACCACUAUGGUUAUGGAAGCCGCCGCAGACAAACAUAAUGAUGAUCGAGUGUCGAUUCGGCCGAAAGCAGGCGGUGACGUCAUGACUCCAGAACGCUCUGUCAGCAACCUGGACCUCACCAUGCCGUACUCCGCACCAUCAAAUUUAGUCCUCACACCGGCGCCUGAAUGUCGCAAACUUUCCCGCGGAAUCUCACGCGCCACAGAUAACGAAGGGCUAGUUUGGGCGUUGCGCAGUAACACCGAGCCAGAUCUGAACACGCUCAGCUCUGACCACAUACUCCUGCUGCCUGAUAUAUCAGUAUAUCCGCCAGAUUUCAGGAUAUUCUUAGAAAAGGAUUUGCUAGAAACCGCUACACUAGUAACCCUAGAAUCCGCCAGUAUUCUCAACUGGUGGCGCGGUCGAGUACCAGGAGCACCUCGCCUGUUGCCCCUAGCAACGUCCGGCGAUGGGAACUGUUUACCACAUGCCGCUUCGCUUGCAGCGUAUGGGUUUCAUGAUAGACUGCUGGCAUUGAGGACUAAAGUGCAAGGUCUAUUAGAGGGGGAGGAAGGCGAGGCUUUGACUGACGCAAUAAAACGUCGUUGGCGGUGGUCAGAGAGCGCAUCACUCCGCGCAGCUGGGCUCCAACUAUCGGACAGUGAAUGGGCGCGUGAGUGGCGCGAGUCGGUCCGUGCUGCGUCUGCGGAGCCGCGCCGCCCGCAACCCAGUGCUGUGCCGCACUAUGCGGGGCUGGAGCAGUUGCAUGUGUUAGCGCUAGCACAUGUGAUGAGACGGCCUGUGCUGGUGUUCGCGGAUGUCGCACUACGGGAUUUCCGCGGCGACCCAAUAGCGCCAAUCCCAUUCGGGGGCAUCUACCUGCCCCUAGAGCUGGACCCGGCCACGUGCAGCAAAGCACCGAUACUACUGGCUUAUGACGCGGGGCACUUUUCUGCCCUAGUGCCGUGUGAGCCGCUGCCCAGCGAUGGGGCAAGAGUGCCCCUGGAGGAUGCUGCCCAGAAUCCGCUGCCAAUAAGAUUCAACGUAGACCCCGGAGAAGAUUUCCGCUGGGACGUCGAACCGGAUCAAAAAACAAUAAACAACCUGCUCCCAGACGAAUUCCAACGCACAGCCAUGUUAGAAGCCUACUUAGAUCUAGAAAGAGUAGAAUGUCUCUCACACACACAACCCCCAGAAGAGCUAAGAAGAUCACUAGACGCUCUAUCCACGAAGAGCUCUAAACAGCUGAACUCUGUGGCCAAACAGUUUGGCAGUAUAGGCCGGUCUAUGUCGAGCAAGUUGAAGAGUUUUGGGUCUAUGGCCAAGUUAACGGGGAAGUUAAGUGGGAGUCAAAGUAAUCCAGAGGAUUUGGUGAGGAGACGGUCGACGUGUGAAGUGUUGUGCUGUAGGGUGCUAGCGGCUAGGGCUCCCGUGCAAGAGGAGAUGGUUAAGAAUUAUUUGAACGAGGCUUGGGUCGGAUACACAACAGAGAAGAAUCGUAAAGCGGAAUCGACAAGCGAACCGUCCCAACCACGCUACGGUACAGGACGUUCACAAUUCUACACAGAAGCCGAGAGGAGUACGGCCCAAAGAAGUCUAGCCACAGCCAAAGCACCCGACCGCACCCUGUAUCUCUCAAAGUCCACGUUCUACGACGACCGCCCGCCAUCACCGAAGCCCUGCAGGGCUCCGCUGUGCAUGUACUACGGGAGCCCCGUGUAUAACGACUAUUGUUCAAGAUGCGCUAAGUUACAGUAGUUUUUUGGGAAUUUAUUUAUGUAAAUAAGGUUUUUUUUUGUUUGGAAUUUUUUAUUUAAGAAAAAAUCAUUUUUUUUUUGUUAAAAACAAUUUUUUUGGCAAUUUUUCCGUCUUGAGAGAGAUAAAGGAUGUCAAGAAAUCUCUUUCGUAUUUUUUUUUAUUCGUAAAAUAUUCAAUUCGACUUACAGGAGUCUCACAUUCGAUACUGUUAUCGACUUAUGUGUUAUUGAUUUCACGAAAAUUUGUAUUUUCGUGAAAUCGUAUUUGUCUUUUGGUCGUAUUUGUCUUUUCGUAUGUGAAAAUGUUUUUUACGAGGCUUUUUUAUGUUUUUUUUUUUUCUAAACAUAUAAUAAAUCUUAUAAUAAGUUUCUUUAAUAUCAGAAGCAGCUAAGAGCUAUUCACGAAUAAACAUAGUUUUUAUUAAAAAUAAUUUGGUAUACAUUUCGAAUGGCAGCUAUAAGUUACAUAUUUUGAGGCCUUAUUCUUAUCACUUAGCGGUAUGAAAAAAUAGAUGUUGACCGAUUCUCAGAUCUAUCCAAUAGGCACACAAAAUUUCACUAGAAUCGGUCCAGCUGUUUUAGAGGAGUAUGGUAACUAACAUUGUGACACGAGAAUUUUAUACAGAGAUAGUUUAUUUAGUAGCGUGCACUCUAUAGAUUUCUAAGUUCUACGUCUUCCACCCAUAAUUGCGAUUUUCUUUUUCCAA